UUAAAAGGACGUCGCCGAUCAUCACCGAGGAGACUGCGCGAGCUCUCACCCAGCCGUCUCAUGUCCCUGCAGAGGCCUGUGUGUGUGUGGUGUGUGUGUGUGUACCUGGCAGGUGUGUGCUGGAGCGAGCGCUCGGAGCCCAUGUUCGGCGCCAUCACACACGCGGUGCUGCCGCCGGACUACGAGCACAACCCCACGCAGCUCAACUACGGCCUCGCCGUCACAGAUGUGGACGGAGACGGCGACCUCGAGAUAUUCGUCGCCGGGUAUAACGGUCCUAACCUGGUGUUGAAGUAUGACCGGAGCAGGAGGAGGCUGGUCAACAUCGCCGUUGACAACCGCAGCUCCCCAUUCUACGCCCUGAGGGACCGCCAAGGACACGCCAUCGCCGUGACCGCCUGCGACAUGGACGGAGACGGGAGAGAGGAGAUCUAUGUUCAUAACACCAACAACGCCUUCUCAGGCCGUACCACAUACCCUGAUAAGCUCUUUAAGUUCCGUAACGGUCACUACGAGGAUCUGCUGACAGAUGAGGUCAACGAGCACAGAGACGUGGCUCACCGGGUGGCUGGACGAUCCGUUGCCUGCGUGGACCGCAAGGGGACAGGUCGCUACGCCAUCUACCUGGCCAACUACGCCAGUGGAGUGUGGAGUCACGCCCAGCUCAUCCCGAGGAUGGACCCGGUGACCAGUGGCGUCGGCGCGCCCGGCGUCGCGCCGCCAGCGGCCGCGGGGGAGGCCGGGUCGCUCAGAUUCACAGGCGGGCGGGGUGUGGCUGUGGGACCGAUCAUUAGUCAAACACUUCCUGACAUCUUCUGUGAUAACGAGUACGGAGGCAACUUCCUCUUCCGUAACAAUGGCAACGGAACCUUCACUGAUGUGGCUUCACAGACAGGUGUAGAGGACGCUAAGCAGCAUGGAAGGGGCGUGGCUUUGGCAGAUUUUAAUCGCGACGGGAAGAUUGACAUCGUCUACGGCAACUGGAAUGGCCCUCAUAGACUCUUCCUUCAACUGCCCAACCGCAAACACAGAUUCAAGGAUAUUGCCACAUCCAAGUUUUCCAUGCCCUCUCCUGUGAGGACGGUCAUUGCUGCUGACUUUGACAACGAUAACGAAAUGGAGGUCUUCUUCAACAACAUCGCAUACAGAGGGCCCUCCGCCAACAGACUCUUCAGGGUUUCGCGGCGGGAACAUGGGGACCCCCAGAUAGAGGAGCUGAACGUGGGGGAAGCAGCCGAACCAGAGGGACGCGGAACAGGAGCUGUUGUGACGGACUUUGACGGAGAUGGCCGUUUAGACCUGAUUGUGUCUCAUGGAGAAAGUGCAGCUCAGCCUCUAUCAGUCUACAGAGUCAUUCAGGGCUCAUCUAACCGCUGGCUGCGCGUGAUUCCGCGGACACGUUUCGGGGCGUUUGCUCGUGGGGCGAAGGUGGUUGUCUACACCAAGAGGAGUGGCCCACACACACGCAUCAUCGACGGAGGCUCAGGAUACCUGUGUGAGAUGGAGCCUGUAGCACACUUUGGACUGGGUAAAGACUUGGCGACGAGUGUGGAGGUGUUCUGGCCAGAUGGGCGCUCCAUGGCCAAACCUCUGGACCGCAGUGACAUGAACACAGUGCUGGAGGUUCUCUACCCAAAAGACCAGCACGAGCCCACCACCGCCCCGGAGAUGGAGUGUGGACACGGCUUUGCGGUGAACGAACAUGGCCGCUGCACAGAUGAAGAUGAGUGUUUCCAGUUCCCCUCAGUGUGUCCUCCUGAGCGUCCAGUCUGCACCAACACCUACGGAAGCUUCAAGUGUCGCGCCAACAAGAGGUGUAACCACGGAUACGAGCCCAACGAUGAGGGCACGGCAUGUGUGGCCCAGGUGGCGUAUUUCGGGGGGGGUCAGUCGAGCGGAGGCGGUGACGGAGGCGGCGGGGUGUGUGUUGGUGUGGAACGGAUCCUUCUGCUGCUCUCCCUACUGCUCUCAUCCCAGAUGACCUGAGAUACACUCCUCCGUCAGACUUUCUCUUCCUCCUCUCCACUCCUCCGUCAGACUUUCUCUUCCUCCUCUCCACUCCUCCGUCAGACCUCCUCUUCCUCCUCUCCACUCCUCCAUCAGACUUUCUCUUCCUCCUCUUUCUCUCCUUCCCUCUCUUCUCUCUCUGCCUUGUCCUUAGUUCAAGUUCCCUCUCUCUCUUUCACACACACACACAUACACACACACACACAGCAUGCAUUGUGACAGAGCAGGCCCUCAUAAUCCUUCAUUACAUAAAAACCCAAAGUAGUGAACACCCCUUACCCUGUCUCUCUCACACACACACACACACACACACACACACACACACACACACACAGUCAAACACUAUUAUAGUUGUUCUCCCUGUGGUUGGUGUGAGCUGUUAUGAGAAAGAAAGCCAUGUGGUAUGUGUGCAUUGUACAUUUAGAGAGAGAAGCUGAGUGUGUUAUUGAGAUUGAGGACGGCAUUGUGUUCUUCGCCUGGUUCCUGUUGGGUUCUAUGUCCUGUGUAGUUCUGCAGAGUUCCGCUCCCUCACAGGUGGAAGAACCAGACUCCGCCAGAGUCCAGUGUGACUACGGACACGGACACACACCCAGAGCCCAGUGUCGCUAUAGAAACGGACACACACCCAGAGCCCAGCGUCGCUAUAGAAACGGAUACAUCCCCAGAGCCCAGCGUCGCUAUAGAAACGGACACAUCCCCAGAGUCCAGCAUCACUGUAGAGACAUGCUUCUCCAAGUCUGGCAUCUCUAUGUAGACGGGCAGACUGCUUGAUGUUUUGGAGAGUCUGAACAAACAGUUUCAAAGUUUCAAACCAGCAUAAAUUACUGGAUAGGUCACAAACACACACACACACACACACAAACAGUCGCAUUACACAGAUGUAAAAUAAAACAUUAAAUCUUUU
Messenger RNA from Alosa alosa (allis shad), 2911 nucleotides. It is a transcript of the gene crtac1b, whose product is annotated as cartilage acidic protein 1b. The record is from RefSeq and is a predicted model, not a curated record. The transcript has 16 exons. Gene Ontology annotation, biological process: axonal fasciculation. Bases 61 to 1986 code for a protein of 641 amino acids. Gene Ontology annotation, molecular function: calcium ion binding. NCBI's taxonomy places the organism in Eukaryota, Metazoa, Chordata, Actinopteri, Clupeiformes, Clupeidae.